Tyto alba (common barn owl) is the source of this 11549-nucleotide messenger RNA. RefSeq names its product erb-b2 receptor tyrosine kinase 4 (gene ERBB4). NCBI's taxonomy places the organism in Eukaryota, Metazoa, Chordata, Aves, Strigiformes, Tytonidae. Gene Ontology annotation, cellular component: signaling receptor complex; basal plasma membrane. The record is from RefSeq and is a predicted model, not a curated record. The transcript is spliced from 29 exons. The coding region runs from base 27 to 3998 and encodes 1323 amino acids. Gene Ontology annotation, molecular function: ATP binding; transmembrane receptor protein tyrosine kinase activity; epidermal growth factor receptor binding. Gene Ontology annotation, biological process: positive regulation of kinase activity; multicellular organism development; cell surface receptor protein tyrosine kinase signaling pathway.
GGAGGCGCUGAGGCAGCGGCGGCGCGAUGCCGGCGGCGGCCGGGGGGCUGCUGUGGUGGAGCUGCUGCGUGCUGGCGGCGGCGGCCGGGGCCCCGCGGGCCGCCGCGGCGGCGCAGGCAGUGUGUGCCGGCACAGAGAACAAGCUGAGCUCCCUCUCUGACCUGGAGCAGCAGUAUCGGGCCCUGCGCAAGUACUAUGAGAACUGUGAGGUAGUUAUGGGCAACCUGGAAAUCACCAGCAUUGAGCACAACCGAGACCUCUCCUUCCUGCGGUCCAUCCGAGAAGUCACAGGCUAUGUUUUGGUGGCUUUGAAUCAGUUUGAAUACCUGCCAUUGGAGAACCUGCGCAUCAUUCGUGGGACCAAGCUCUAUGAAGAGCGAUAUGCUCUGGCGAUAUUUCUUAACUACAGAAAGGAUGGUAACUUUGGACUCAGGGAACUUGGCUUGAAGAACUUGACAGAAAUACUGAAUGGAGGGGUGUAUGUUGGCCAGAACAAAUUUCUUUGCUUCGCAGACACCAUUCAUUGGCAGGACAUCGUCCGUAACCCCUGGGCCUCCAACUUCACUUUGGUUCCAACGAAUGGCAGCUCAGGAUGUGGUCGAUGCCACAAAUCCUGCACAGGCCGAUGCUGGGGACCCACAGAGAAUCACUGCCAGACCUUAACGAAGACGGUGUGUGCAGAGCAGUGUGAUGGACGGUGCUAUGGGCCCUACGUCAGCGACUGCUGCCACCGGGAAUGCGCUGGAGGCUGUUCCGGACCUAAAGACACUGAUUGCUUUGCCUGUAUGAAUUUCAAUGAUAGUGGUGCGUGUGUCACGCAGUGUCCCCAGACUUUUGUAUACAAUCCUACCACCUUCCAACUGGAGCAUAAUCACAAUGCCAAGUACACCUAUGGGGCUUUUUGCGUCAAAAAGUGCCCACACAACUUUGUGGUAGAUUCCAGCUCUUGUGUCCGUGCAUGUCCGAGCUCCAAGAUGGAGAUUGAAGAAAAUGGUAUUAAGAUGUGCAAGCCCUGCACUGACAUUUGUCCUAAAGCAUGUGAUGGCAUUGGAACAGGGAGUUUAGUGUCAGCUCAGACGGUGGAUUCCAGCAACAUUGACAAGUUCAUAAACUGUACCAAGAUCAAUGGCAACCUUAUCUUCCUUGUUACAGGGAUUCAUGGGGACCCAUAUCACACAAUUGCUGCAAUCAAUCCAGAGAAAUUAAAUAUCUUCCAAACAGUGAGAGAGAUAACAGGGUAUUUGAAUAUACAGUCAUGGCCUGAGAAUAUGACAGAUUUCAGGGUGUUUUCUAACUUGGUUACUAUUGGUGGAAGAGCUCUUUAUAGUGGCCUUUCCUUACUCAUCCUAAAGCAACAAGGCAUUACUUCUCUGCAGUUUCAAUCCUUGAAGCAAAUCAGUGCUGGCAACAUCUACAUAACAGACAACAGCAAUUUGUGCUACUACCACACUGUCAACUGGACCAGCCUCUUCAGCACACCCAGUCAAAAGACGGUGAUUCAUCGAAAUAAAAAGGCAGAGAACUGCACUGCUGAUGGAAUGGUGUGUAAUGAGUUAUGCUCAAGUGAUGGCUGUUGGGGGCCAGGGCCAGAUCAGUGUCUCUCCUGCAAGCGCUUCAUCAGGGGAAGGACCUGCAUAGACUCUUGUAACCUGUAUGAUGGGGAAUUUCGAGAAUUUGCAAAUGGUUCUGUUUGUGUGGAGUGUGAUCCCCAGUGUGAAAAGAUGGAAGAAAACAUGAUCACGUGCUAUGGGCCGGGACCUGACCACUGCACAAAGUGUUUCCAUUUUAAGGAUGGUCCAAAUUGUGUGGAAAAAUGUCCUGAUGGCUUGCAGGGGGCCAAUAGUUUCAUUUUCAAAUACGCUGAUGAGGAUCGUGAGUGCCAUCCAUGUCAUCCAAACUGCACCCAAGGGUGUAGAGGUCCCGCUAGUCAUGACUGCAUUUACUAUCCAUGGACACGACAGUCCACUUUACCACAACAUGCUAGAACCCCUCUGAUUGCUGCGGGAGUUAUUGGUGGCCUCUUCAUCGUCGUCAUUGUGGGCCUGACAUUUGCCGUGUAUGUUCGACGCAAAAGCAUUAAAAAGAAGAGAGCAUUGCGAAGAUUCCUGGAGACUGAGCUUGUGGAACCCUUGACUCCAAGUGGCACAGCACCCAACCAAGCACAGCUUCGUAUUCUGAAGGAAACUGAGCUGAAACGAGUCAAGGUUCUUGGCUCUGGAGCCUUUGGAACUGUAUACAAGGGUAUUUGGGUCCCUGAGGGAGAAACUGUAAAGAUCCCUGUGGCCAUUAAGAUCCUUAAUGAGACCACUGGUCCGAAAGCCAACGUGGAGUUCAUGGAUGAAGCUCUCAUCAUGGCCAGCAUGGACCACCCACACCUGGUGAGACUCCUGGGUGUCUGCUUGAGCCCGACCAUUCAACUAGUCACUCAGCUGAUGCCUCAUGGCUGCCUGCUGGAUUAUGUUCAUGAACAUAAGGAUAAUAUUGGCUCCCAGCUUCUGCUAAACUGGUGUGUCCAAAUAGCUAAGGGAAUGAUGUACCUGGAAGAGAGGAGACUUGUCCACCGAGACUUGGCAGCCCGUAAUGUCUUGGUGAAAUCACCAAACCACGUGAAGAUCACUGAUUUCGGCUUGGCCAGGCUUUUGGAAGGGGAUGAAAAGGAAUAUAAUGCUGAUGGAGGGAAGAUGCCAAUUAAGUGGAUGGCUCUGGAGUGCAUACACUACAGGAAAUUUACCCAUCAGAGUGAUGUUUGGAGCUACGGAGUCACUAUCUGGGAGCUUAUGACCUUCGGUGGGAAGCCGUACGAUGGAAUCCCAACUCGAGAGAUCCCCGACCUCUUGGAGAAGGGAGAGCGGUUGCCCCAACCUCCGAUCUGCACUAUUGAUGUUUAUAUGGUGAUGGUGAAGUGCUGGAUGAUUGAUGCUGACAGUCGGCCGAAAUUCAAGGAGCUGGCUGCUGAAUUCUCUAGAAUGGCUCGAGACCCUCAGAGAUACCUAGUAAUUCAGGGAGAUGAUCGUAUGAAGCUCCCAAGCCCAAAUGACAGCAAGUUCUUCCAAAACCUUCUUGAUGAGGAAGACCUGGAAGAUAUGAUGGAUGCUGAAGAGUAUCUUGUCCCUCAAGCCUUCAACAUCCCUCCUCCCAUCUACACCUCCAGGACAAGAAUUGAUUCCAACAGGAGUGAAAUUGGACACAGCCCUCCUCCUGCCUACACCCCUAUGUCAGGAGUCAUGAUGUCGAAAUUUCCUUGCACGCCCUUGCUGUCAAGCAAAAUGAACCAGUUUGUGUAUAGAGAUGGUGGCUACGCUGCAGAAGUGCCGAUGCCGUACAGAGCUCCUGGCUGCAUAAUACCAGAAGCCCCAGUUGCUCAAGGGGCCACGGCAGAGAUCUUUGAAGAUACUUGCUGUAAUGGCACACUACGGAAACAAGCGGCAACCCUGGCAAAAGAGGACAGCAGCACCCAGAGGUACAGCGCUGAUCCCACGGUCUUCAUACCCGAGCGGGUCGUCCGGGGAGAGCUGGAUGAGGACGGGUACAUGACGCCGAUGCGAGACAAACCUAAAACAGAUUACCUAAACCCGGUGGAAGAGAACCCAUUUGUUUCCCGACGAAAGAACGGAGAUCUCCAAGCCGUGGACAACCCAGAGUAUCACAACGCUCCAAACGGGCAGCCCAAAGCAGAGGAUGAGUACGUGAACGAGCCAUUGUACCUCAACACUUUUGCAAACACCUUGGAAAAUGCUGAGUACCUGAAGAACAAUUUGCCGGAGAAAGCCAAGAAGGCCUUUGACAACCCGGACUACUGGAACCACAGCUUGCCCCCACGAAGCACCCUCCAGCACCCGGACUACCUGCAAGAAUACAGCACAAAAUACUUUUACAAACAGAAUGGACGGAUCCGGCCCAUUGUGGCAGAGAAUCCUGAAUACCUCUCCGAGUUCUCCCUGAAGCCUGGCACUGUGCUGCCCCCGCCGCCCUACAGACACCGAAAUACAGUGGUGUAGUGACCAUGGUCUUACAGAAGUGGAAAGGCAACCCCUUCUAGCUGCCUCACUCUUUCUCUCUCGCUCUCCUUUUCCCUCUCUCCCCUCCCUCUCUCCCUUUCUCCCCUGAGCUUCCUCUUCUUGCCAGUUCACUCAUUUUUGAUACUUCCAAGUGAAAGGAUGUCUUGGAGUCAAUAGCAGAUUGGGUUGGGAACCUGGAAGGAAGGAAGGAAAGAGACUGGAAGAAGGUGUGUACAACCUGGCAUUUUUCACUUUCCGCAGAUCUGGAGGGUCGGACGGUCAGAGAAGCCAGACAGUACCAGUACAGGCCAGUGCUGUGUUGCCUGCUGUUGUAGUUCUCGGUGGCUCAGCCCAGACGCUGCAGGGAAAGCCAGAGAUAGGCUGGUUCUUUCAGCAGGAACUGAUGAGAGUCUGUACAGCAUUCCUGGAAAUCUCAAUGCAGUUUCCAUUGGGGGGAAAAAGGACAAUUUUUAUAUCAUGUGUGAUAGCAUAGUAAUUGAGAUUGAGAAUCCAAUUUCUUUCUCUAACACUUUCUAUCCCAGCAACUGAAAAUGGCUAACCUGGCUUCUCAUAAUCAUCCAGCUCUUCAUCGUGGCUUUCCAAGAAAUGAUGAUGUGAACUCUACUAUAUGGCUAAACCCUUUUUCUGAGCCACACCUUGAUUUUGUGCCAAUUCCUAACCACAGAGACUCCCGUUCAGAUCUGGUACCCGACACGACCAUUUUUGUAUGUGUGCCAACAUGACAAACACUUUAAACGCGAAAACCCUUUCAGAAGAGAGCAACAAAACCAUGCCUCCAACACGUUCUUUUUGAAACUAAAAGGCCAAGAAACCAAGAUUUGUAUGCAAAAGGCUUUGCUUCCCUGUUUUAUACCUGCUGACUAUAAAUACAUAAAAAGCCCUAAGCAAAUUCUUCCCUCUUUUUUCUUCUUUGUGAUCACGAAGGGAGUCGGGGAUGCUGUCAGGCAACACUGAGGACAAGAUGGAGAACUGGAGAGUUUGAUAUGGGUCGUGAAGUCUGCUGGUGUUCUGUGGGGUGGUGGUGGGAAGGGUCCUUUAAACUGGAAGACAGACACUGGACUGGAGAAAACGCACAUAGCGGUUCACUGGAAAGUUAGUUUGCACUUAAGCUCCGAUUUUAUUUGAACUGUUUUCUGGAUUUUGAAUGAAGCAAUAUGGAAGUGACCAGCAAAAUACAAAAUAAUAAUUUUAAAUUAAAAAAAAAAAAAAAAAAAAAAAAAAAAAAAAGAAUUCUAUGUAAGGGAUGACUGUGGAAAUGCCAAAAUGAAGCAAAUCAAGUCUUUGGAACAAUGUCUACCAGUUCUGAGGGGCCAUUGCAUUGACUGCUUCAGAGAAUACAGUGACAGAGCAACCAGCUCUUACUGCUGCCGCGUGAAGGACAGCAGAGCAAGCCUUGAAAGGGAUCGGAGGAGACAAAUGUCUUGCUCUGGCUUGCAGCAGUAUGGAAUAUUUUUUCUAAAAGGAGGAUUACUCUGGCACAGAAGGUGGCGCAUACGAGGUUUGAGAAGUCAAAAUGUGCAUGACUCACAGAGCUUUCUGUCAAAAAUGUAAAUAAGUAUGAGUCAGUCUCCUUGCACUUAGUUCUGCUUUCAUGAACCUCAAUUUUUAGGUAGACACUCCCACCCCACCCCCCAGCCUGUUCCUCUUUGGAAAUACCUUUCAGCCAGAGUUCUGGACGUUUUUAGCAACCUGAGGCGGAUGGAGCUGGGAAGGGAGGCGUAAGGGCCAGAGACACUCCUGACACGCCGAGACCCGUGUGUGUAAGAGCAUUUGUGUACCUAGUUCCCACCGAAAAUCUUAAGGAACUAUGAAGUACCUUUGAAGAUCUGCCUAUGUUUCUGUCCAUCGAGGCUCUUAAAGGGGAAGAAAAUACCUGAUGGGCGGCAGUCUUAGGUGGUACAACAGUAUCUCAGUUUAUGCGCUUCAGUACUGUUAAAGUCGAGAUCUUUGGGGUGACCUAACCUGGCAAGGAAACCAGCAACAACCAGUGGUCUGGAAAUGGCAUCAAGCUCCCCCAGAAUCCCCCCGUCUGAACAGCUUGCCACCUUGAACAGUAGGGAAGCAGAGGAAGAAGUAAGAAACAAGCAAUAGUUACCCAGCUCUUGGUGGUUGAGGGUCGGCUUGACAAAGGUAUGAAGAGAUUUCAAACCUGGGUUGGUGAUUACACCUGUAGAUGGGAAACAAAUUGUGUAUGAUCACGAGGUCAAGGUCUGUUCAGCCAACAGCUUGUUUCUGCAUCAGGUGUGUUGAGGCCAGUGCGAACCAGCUGCGGGGUGGAUAUUAACCUUGUAAACAGAGUACGUAGCUGAAGAGUCUGAAAAGAGCAAGACAAGUACAGGCCUUUGAAGCAACAAAAAGGAGAUGUUGGGUCAGGGGGUACCGAGGUGGUGGCAGAACAAAAUGACCGGCAGACCGCUGCCGUGGGGUGGACGGUUACAGACACGUCAGGCGUCCGAGGGGCCUGGCCUCUUCCCGCUGCCCUCCCGCAACGCCCCGGGGUCUUGGCAGGGGCUGGGGGCGCGGCGGGCUGGCACGAGGUCCUGGAGCCGCCGCGCCAGGGAAGGUUUGCCGGCGGUCGUGCUCACAGGGUGUCAUCUGAAGCCCGGGCAAAGGUCUGCCGGGUUGGGACGCAACUGCCGAGCUGCCCGGAGACAGAGACCGGCACAGGAGCCUGGAUGUCCUGCUCCAGCGCAGCAGCAGCAGCAGCUCGGGUUGCGUGGGUGGGUGGAGAAAGGGGUGGAUUUGUCCCUGAACGGGUCUUGUAACAGAGUAACUCCUAAUGGAGAAAAAAGGAAAAGAAAAUCCUGGUACAGCCUAGGCGUUUGAGUUGAAGGAGGUGCACUCAAAGGCUGCUGGGGCAGAAGCAUGCACACCCCCAGACCCCGGGUGGGGUGGUGCUGGGAUGUAGCUGCUCGCAGGAGGUGAGGCCUGUUUGUUUCUCUGGUAAUUCAGUAGUACCGGUGUUGGAAACAAGCCCAUCAAAUAAUCACAAUGUAAAUAAUUGUGUUUUUUAACAAUUUAACAUUUUCUUUCUUACAAAACUUGAAUUAUUUAUUCAUUUUCAUUGUUGACUGUGGGUGUGAUAUACUCUAGUAAGUAGUGUGGAGAUGCAGAGGUUCCUUGAAGUGAGGCAGCGCGAAGGCCAGGGCAGAAGCCGCCGGGCUCCACGACGCAGCCGUGCCAGCUGUGCCGCGAGUAGCAGAGGGCAAACAGGGUUCCUGAACACCAUAAUGCGUGAGGAUAGGAAACUCAACAGGCUGCAGCUUCACCAGUGGGCUCUUUUUUUUUGUCGUUUUUGAAACUGAGCUGGGGGUUGGAGCCGCCGUUGCCAGCAGCAGCCCCCGCCUCUCCCGCUGGGCCGGCCCCGCCGCUGCCUUCGCCCCGGUUGGGACGGCGGCGCUGCGGACACGGGCCCUGGGCUUGCGCGCUUCCUCAGGCACAGCCAUGCCUCUCAGCUACUGCGGCAGAUUUUUGUGUUACUGACAAAUUUUAGCCAUGGUUAAAGGAAAAAAAAAAAAAAAAAAAAAAAGAGGCAGAGCUGCUUGGCUGCCUUAAUCUGAUCAGCGGAAAUCCCUGGCUGGCCCUAACUCCCACAUUUGCCUUAGUGAGUGUAGCUGCUGGCUCGGUGAAAGAAGUUGGGCAAAUGUACGUGGUAAAGUCAUGGCAAAUGUUCUACUGUAUUAAGUUGUAAAGAUGAGGGUCAGUUUUUUUAAGGAGUAAUUACAGGCUUUGAGGAAAAACAGAUACUCGGGCACACAAAAUGCAUUUUGUCAGCACAGAUCAGUAGGUGAGAGCAUCAGCCAGAAGUAUUUUAUCUGGGUAUAAUUAAUUUGCUAGUUCUACAAUGGUAUCUGUACACAGCACUGUCAGGUUUUAUGGAUUUUAUAAUGUGGUCUCCCUAUUUGUAAAUGUUUUCCUUUCCCUUAUCGUAGCCUGCAUGACGGAAGAGCAGUGACUAACUUUUCAAGAACAGAUACCCGAGUGUGUAUCAGCCCUUGUCCAGGGCACAAAGCAACUUGCUAAAUGAAAGAGAACAACAGCUUAUUUUUUCCUGUCCUCUUUCAGCGAUAAUUGUCUUAGAUGUUGUUAUCUACCUGGGGGUUAUUUCAGACAGGUGUAGAUGCUGGGUCUGAUUGACUUGCUGUAACAUAAUUGACUGAAACCAACUACUUUUAAGCUUCCUCCUUCAGCUCUUCUCAAAUUGUUCCUUUUCUGCAAAAUAGCCAGGAGGGAUCUCACGUGGCCGUUUGCUCGCAUGUAGCGGAGUGUUUACAGCUUGCUUUCAAACAGGUCGUCUCUCACAGGUAGCGAGCGGUGGAAGCAAAUCCGAGCGACUAUCAGCAGUAGGAGCCACCGUGCGGGGCUGCUUCAGGGACCUUAAGCUCAGCCCUGAAAUCCUGUCCUGUGUACAAAGAAACGUGGUGUCACCCGUGGUUGUACCACUUAUUUAGUAGAAAACGCAUUUCUUGACUGCAGGAACUGUACGCAGUGGUCUCACUCCGGUGAUUUCCUGCGUUAGUGGGGCAGUGCCUGUCCCUUCGUGGCGCAGAGCUGCGAGCCCAGCGCGGGCGUGGGAAGGGCGCUGGCCCCCUGCGUGUGCCGCCGCUCCCGUAGCCCGGGGAGGGAGCUCUAGGGGAGCGUCCCCCGGCCUCAGCCACCACCGGCCCCGAAGCAAAGGAAAAGGCAACCCUGAGAGACCAGCGUGGCCCUGACUCUCUGUGGAUCCAUUCUUCCCAUAGCUAUGGAGCGAGCUGGGCGCUGCGGGUGAAAAGCACUAGCUGUGAGGUAAGUCAGCCUAGAAAUGCAGCUCGGGGUUGGGGUUUUUUUGAGGAUAGAUCUGUAUGAGAAACUCAGAUUUCAAAGAAAAAGUUAUUUAUUUUUCCCCCUGGAGUGUCUGUGUUAGGUGUCCUGCAUCAUGGAGGCAGCUAAAGGAAUGGAGGGACGGUUUGGGCUCCUUUAUUUAUACCACCCGGGAGAUGAGGAGUCUUUGGCACAAGUCAGGAUUAGGCUGUUGGUCACGUAGCUCCCCGGGGUAACUGGAGAACUCCGGGCGAGCCGUGCGCGCCCCAGGCAGGCGUUACAGCAAGGGUAGCACCCACGGCAGCACCCGUGGGCCCCCGCAGGCUCUGUGUGCCGACCCUUCCGGGGGAGGGAAUGGGAGGAGCACAAGUGCCCCAGGGACAGAGGGCGGGGCCGUGGCUCGCUCGUUGGCUUUGCACAAGCGCCGUAUCGGGGCUUCCACCCCCCCUUUGCCAGCGACAUUUCGGAACGUUGAGCUCAGGUGGGUGUUGACCUGCUCUGGAGGCUUUGGGGGAGACUGGUGGAACAGAGGCUUUAGUGUGAACCAGGGCCGGACCUCGGGUUAUCAGGCGCCUCUUUGGCUCUUGAAGAGCACCUCAAAGGGGACAGUAUCACUUUGAGUUCCCUUCGGCAAAGGUUUGCGGCAGCUGGGGUCUGCCUCUGGGUUUGGACACCGCAGGGCACCUUUUGGGGGGAGCUUGUGGGUGCUGGGGUCUGCGCCGACGAGCCAGGGAAAAGUGCGAGGGGGAAACCGGAGAACGUUGCCGCCGUUAGGAGACAAGAGGAGUCAGAGCUGCUUUUUUUUUUUUUUUUUUUUUCCUUUUUUAUUAUUUAAGAGCGUGCUUUGUGGACCUUGGUAGAGAGGGGCUUUAAGGGGCGAUUUGUAAGGUGUUACGCAGCGCGAGUAAUUACGUCCCAGUUCUCCCCACCCCAAAAGCCAUGAACUCGUGCUCCAGCCGUGUGGUGGAUGAGACCCCCGGGUCCCACACGGCACCCUCGUGGAGCCCUGCCCGGCCUUCGAGCCCUCUUAGGGAGAAAACACUGUAUUGUCCAUAGCACUCCGAAGACUAAACCCUUUUGGGAUAACCACAGUAAUAAACUGUGAAUGGUAUUUUAUAAGUGUAGAUAUGUAUGCCAUUCUUUUGAGGUAAGGUACUAUGACAUAUGUAGCAUAAACUGGUACUGCUGUUAAAUGGGUCGAUUAUUAACUGAGCAGCUGUGUAAGGGGUAGCUAACUUUGAAUGCACUAAACCACUGUUCCUUUGAAAACGGGGACUGACGGUAGUUGCUGGGGACUUGUCUUUUUAUGGUGGGGUAUGUUAAGAGAAAAAUGCAGGUCACUGAAAACACGUAAUUUUUUACAGCAUUUUAAUGUCGGAAAACGGUAUGCAUUCGAUACAUUAUUCACAAUGGUUUUGAUCCCUUUUUUUGCCCAGUUUAUUGUAAAAUUUCCCCAACAUCGUUAGCUGGAAUUUCUAAAGAGGCAGCAGCCCUGACAUAGGGAGGGGAAACGGAGGGGAGAAAGAAAUCUCUUUCGGAAAACAGAGAUAGCCAAACUGUAUUCCCUGAACUGGCGGUCUUGACCUAUCGAUUUUUCCUUUUCUGAUGAGGCUCAGAUUCCCAGGCCCGGAGGGUGACACUACUGUCCCCUCAAAAUCAGAGGCCGAGCCCCAUCGGGGAGGCGACGCAGGGACAGGGGCGAGCUGCUGCGAGACGCCCCGUGCGCGGCGCGGGGCUGGGCCAGAGCAGCAGGGCGGGGAGGGUCUGGGGUUUAGCCAAUUCUCCGUGUUCUCAAAGUGCAGAGAGACAAAACAACAAUACUUCUGCCUUACGAAGUACCUUCAGGAGAAAAGAAGCAUCAGCAUGUUGGGGAAGACGCUCAUUUCUUGCAAAGUGAUGCAUUCAGAGUUAGCUGCCUUUCUGAAAACAAAAAGUAAAAAAAAAAAAAAAAAUACAAAAACUACUGUAUGUUACUUUGAAAAUGUGAAUAGUAUUUUUAUAGCUUGUUAAAGACACAGCUAGUUGCAUUUGUAAAUAAGGAUAAUGUUGCUUUUAUUUUCCUUGUGGACACCAUUAUUUGGAACAUAAUUGUCCUUAGGGUUGAUUUGUAUAUAGGUAAUUUGCUUGUGAUUUAAGCCGCUCCUCCCCUUUUCUUUCUCUCCCUUCCCACCCUCUGGUUUUGGUUAGAAGUACCAUUUUUGGCAUUCUGUGUGAUUCUGUGUUUUAGCACUAUUGUGGUGUGUUCAGACUUUCUGCACUUGCUUACACAGUAGGGUAUGCCAAUUGUGUGUGGCGUAAUGUUACUUUAACCUUUUGUUUCUCAUAUUUUAGCUAUCGAGAAUUAUGCACUGUUAAAAUACUUACUGACCUGGGUUAAUAUUACGUACAUAUUUUAGCAUAAUUUCCCUUCUUUUCAUGGUUUCUCGUUCUUUCUUUUUUUCCUUCCCUCCCCUUUCGUCUUGUUUGGAGGCUGGGGAGAACCCUGUGGAUCUUUCCUUCCUGUGGUUAUAUUUUCCACACCUCUGUGCUGUCCUGAUUUUCUCCUCAUGCUCCUCGGGGUAGAGCUGUAUCUGUUAGUUACGGCAAAUGUGGACUGUGGCCCACCUUGCAUCAACCCACGGUCAUCCCAGCUGAAGAAUUUGAAAAGUGUUCUGCCUUUUUGUUAUACGAAUCUGUCAGAAAUCUAUUUUUAAUUUAAUAUAAAUGAAAUUAAAUAAAAUCUGAAGGAAA